Molecule: messenger RNA, 5408 nt
Organism: Scaptodrosophila lebanonensis
Lineage: Eukaryota; Metazoa; Arthropoda; Insecta; Diptera; Drosophilidae
Product: hornerin
Exons: 18
Coding region: 504-5408 (1634 amino acids)
Cellular component (GO): cytoskeleton
Source: RefSeq, a predicted model, not a curated record
CAUGCGGCGCACAUCUAAAUACGCGCAACUCGCUUAUAAUCAUUGCUGAAUAUCUGGGCCGAUCUGAUUUGCGCUGCCCAGGGAGGGGACAGCAACAGGGACAGUGAUUGGCCUCCGAACUGAGUGAAUAAGCAAACGAAUACCCAUAUACUAUAUAUACAUAAAUAAGUAUAUAUGAACAAUAUAUAGACAGAUAAAGCUUAAACAGAUAACAAAGUGAAUUGCAAGCACAAUAAUAACUUGAGCGCCAACAUCUUCAUAAAGUCCGUCAAUGGUCGUGAAAACGAACUCAAAUGACUAUGUUUGUUGUUUGCGUAAUUGAGCAAUGACAGCUAAACACUGGGCAGGUGCAUUAAGCGUUAAAAGCCAUUUAAAAAUGCUGUUGAUGUUGUGCAAAGUGGCGUAUACGCGAUUCACUAAACUCUAACCCACUCGCACGCGAUUACGCAAUCCCAAAAAAGUAAAAAAUAAAGUAAAGCGACAUAAAUUACAAACGCAUCAGCAUGAAUUGCCUCUGUCGACCAUCACGGAUAAUGCCCGUGCGCAUCAAUUUGCUGGACGAGACGGAGUUCAUACACGAGAUCAAGGAUGAUUUGCCAGGCCAAGCGCUGCUGGAUGUCGUUUUUGCCAGGCUCAAUUUAAUCGAGACUUCAUACUUUGGCAUACGUUAUAUAGACGAGGAGAAUCAAACGCACUGGCUGGAUCCUGCCUCACGCAUUUCACGCCAGCUGAAGCCCAAAGCGGAUCCCUACAACUUGUACUUCGGUGUCAAGUUUUAUGCCGCCGAUCCGUGCAAAUUGCUUGAGGAAAUUACCAGGUAUCAACUUUUCCUGCAAGUCAAGCAGGAUGUGCUCCAAGGACGUUUACCUGUGGCCUUCGAGCUGGCCGCCGAGUUGGGCGCAUUUGUGGUGCAAUCCGAGUUGGGCGACUACGACCAGCGACGGCACUCCAAGGGCUACGUCUCUGAGUUCCGUCUGCUGCCCAAUCAGAGCAGCGAGCUGGAAACGCGCGUGGCCGAACUCCAUCAACAGCUCAAGGGAAUGUCGCCGGCCAGCGCCGAGCUCAACUAUUUGGACAAAGUCAAAUGGCACGACAUGUAUGGCGUUGAUUUGCAUCCAGUGUUGGGCGAGGACAGCGUGGAGUACUUUCUGGGCCUGACGCCGAGCGGGAUUGUUGUGCUGCGCAACAAGGCGACGGUGGCUCAUUACUAUUGGCCGCGCAUUGCCAAAGUUUAUUAUAAAGGACGCUAUUUUAUGCUCAGGAUAAGCGAUAAAAAUAAUGAGCUCAGCACUUAUGGCUUCGAGACGCCACGCAAGUCCGCCUGCAAGCAUCUCUGGCGCUGCUGCGUGGAGCAUCAUGCGUUCUUCAGACAGGUGCGAGUCGCACCGCUGCCCAAUUCGCAAUCGCAUGCAGGUGAUUUGUUUCAGCUGGGCACUCGUUUCAGAUACAGCAGUCGCACGGACAAGCAAACGGAGAAGGAUGCACUUGCCGCUGGACGUGCGCCGCCUGCGUUCACGCGUGUGCCCUCCAAGCGCCAGCCCAGACGCGUGAUUGAUGACUUUUUUAACAGCAACAGCAACAACGGCAUUGGCAUUGGCAAUGGCAACAGCAAUGGGAUCGGCGUUAUGAGCAGCAGACAGCAAACAGCGCCGGGCAACGCCAACGUUUCCAAUGCCAACAACACCAGCAGCACUCUGACCAGCACCAACAACUACGAAAGCCCCUAUCGCUCCACUUACAGCAUACCAACCAGUCUGGGCGUGCGGCCCUACCAUCAGCAAUCGUCGUCAUCAACGACGCAGCAGCAGAAUAACAACUCCAGCAGCUACAACAACAAUGGCAGCAAUUUACAGACACCUGACUCGCCACGCAGCACGCGCAGCGCUCCUUGGCCGCGAUCACAGCAGCGCUCCCUCUUCGGUCACAAUCCGUCGAGUCCGCGCUCGGUGCGUUCGGCCAGCACCACGGGUGGCGGCCUGCAUCAUCAUCAUCAUCAUCAUCAUGGCCAUCAGCAACAGCAGUCAUCGUCGUCGUCGCACCAUCAGUCGCAACAGAGACAGCAGCGCGCCUCCUCCACAUCCGCCUCGCAUCAACAACGCUAUCGUUCAAGUUCCGUUGAAAGCCAUUCAUCAAAUGACUCGCGUUCGACGCGAAGCAGACACAAGCAUCGUCAUCGUCGCACCUCGGACAAUGAGAGCGAACUCUCGCGGGGCUCUGGUCGCUCCGGACGCUCACAUCACCGCAAGCAUCGCCGCUCGCAUCGGCAUCGCCGCGACUCAGCCGGCGGUGGUGGCUCGGACCACGACAGCACGCGCGGUCGAAGCUAUUCGGGACAUCGCAGUUCGUCCAUGCGCAGCGGAAGCGCUGAGCUUAUUGAUUCCACUUCGCAGUGGCGCGAAGUGCAGCGUCGACAGGCUGAGGCUAGUCUGGGCCAGAGCUCGGUGCAGCAAGCAUCUGUGUCUAAGAGCAGCAUGGUAGCGCGCAGCCUUCACAGCAACGAUAGCCACUCGGACACACAUUCGCAUCACAAGUCGCGCCGACAUCGUAAGAACAAGUCACCGUCCGAGUCGCGCAGUCGCAUGUGGAACUACGAGCUGGCCAAGCAUUUACAAUUCGAUCUGGUCGAUACUACAGGCAUGACGGAGGAUCAGUUGCGCGAAAUACCCUACACAGUGGUGGAGACUAAUUCGAAGCGCUCGAAUUCCAAUCUCAAGAUACACAAGAGCAACAGUAAGAGUAGCGUGGGUGCUAAGAGCACGGGGUCGGGCAACACCAUUACUAAUGGUAGUGGUUCGGCCAGUACGGGACAGGGCAAAAAUCGCGUAGAUCGCAUACGAGGUCUUUACUAUCAAAGCUCGAACCCACAUGACGGCAAUGGUGGCGGCGGUGGAGGAGCCAAGAAUGGCUCGAUACGAUCAGCUAGCACCAUUUCCUCGCGCGAGUGCGAACGCAACAAUGGACUAGUGCGCAUGAUGUCGAGCAUGAGUAUGGGUGACUUCAUCUCACCCACCGGCUCCAACCUUAGUCCAUUGGAGAACUCAGCACUGCGAGUUUCCCACGAGCACACCGACUCCGGUCUGGGUGCUGACCAGGAUUAUGCCUACAGCUCCGAGAGAUCUAGCGACAGCACACGCUAUGGAACGAACAAAUCAUCCGGCGCCUCCAGUGGCAGUCAUCGGAAGUCCGCCGGCACUGGCAGUGGAGCAGGAGGUGGCGGUGGCUACAAUAGCCUCAUGCAGCAGACUGUGAGUAAUCAGCAACAACAACAAAGGCAACAGCAACGCCAAAACUCCCUAUUUGCACAACGCCAACAACAACAACAACAGCAACAAGCGCACCAACAUCAAAAACCCAAUUAUAAAUACGCCUCGUCCACCAACCAGAGCCAAAGCGGCAGCCUGGCGCCCGUACACAGCUCAGUUGGACACACAUCCUCCCACUCCGCCGCUACUAACACGAACGCUGGCAGCAGCGGAGGCGCCAGCGCCGCCAAUCGCCUUCUGAAUUACACGACCUUCGAGAAUAAUCAGUAUAAGUUCAGUCUGAACAAUGCAUUGGGGAAAACGACAGCGGGGUCGGCGGCGUCGGCGACCUGCUCUGCGGCUGCCAGCAGCAACAGCAAUCUCUCGAACGGUGCAGGUAACAUUGGUGCUGGUAAUACUAAUGCUAACUCAUUCUUUGGUGUUGGUUCUGGCGGUGGCGGAGCUGCUGGGAAGCGCAGCUUCGUCGAGUGGCCGAGUAAUCCGGCCACCCCCUACUACUAUCAGGGUCCGCCCAGCUCCUCGCAGCAUGUCAAAAGACGUGAUGCCAAGUCAGACAUUGGCGUCCCCACGCGUCGUCUGUCCGGCCAGAGCCUGACCAAGACGCAGCUGCUUAGUGGCGGCCAAUUGGCUAAUGCCAGCUGUUAUCCCAUGAAUCCGGCUCCCUAUGCACCAGGCAGCUCUGCCAGUGGCUAUAUGGGCAGCAGUCGGGCGCUGGGCCAGCGCUCAAUUCACGGCGGUGGCUAUGGCCUGCAGCCAGCUAAGUCGGAUCUCUUUUUGUCCUACAUCCAUGGCGGCGAGUACGAGCGUCCCUACAUCUACAACUACAAGAUGCCGCAGAUGCCGGAAUUUGUGCGCGCGGGCGCUGGACUCGGAGCCGGUGGCGGUGGCGGCGGCGGCGGCGGCGCCAGCGGUGGGGCGAGCAGCAGUGGCUCACCGAAGCAACAGCCUACUGCGUAUCACAUUUCAGGCGCUCAGACUGCCGAUCCACCGCCACUUUACGGCGGCACGGCGCCUGCGACCGAUGUCAUGUACUAUCAGUUCGACAACGGCGGUAGCAAAGGCUCACCGCCAAUUGUGCAGCAACCGAAAUCCCAGCAGCAACAGCAGCAGCAUCAGCAUCAGCAUCAGCACCAAUCACAACAACCUCAGUCCUCAGUGGCUGGUGGCCCAUUAGUCUAUCUACAGCAUGGCCAGAAUGUCGCGCCAUCGAAUGUCACCUCAACGCAACAAACUACGACGCAUUCGUCGCAGUCAGGCAGCGAGGAUGAGGCGAUGGCCGCACUGGAGGCCUUGCAACAUGAGGCAAAUACAACUAAUGACGAAACCGAAGACACCGACGACAUUUAUGAUGACGAGGCCGCAGAAGCCGAGGACAUGUUUGACGCCGACGCGCCUUUGAUGUCGCCCACGGGCAGUGCAGGCGGCCACAAUGGCAAUCAGAGUGGCAACAACAACAACAACAUCAGCAGCAUCAUCAGCAACAUAGGCACCAGCAGCAGCAGCAACAACAACAGCAACAGCAGCAGCAGCAACAAUCAGUCGCGCAAUGCUCUGAAAAUGCACUCGAACUCGAAUGCAAAUGCAAAUGCUACCACAUCCAUUUCCGCUUUAGCCAAUAUUAAUCUCGAUAAUUGCAAUGCGAAUGUCUACAACGGUCAACAGCAGCCGCAACAACAGCAGCAACAACAACACCAGCUAGCAACAUUUACCGCAAACGAACAACUGCUGAAUUGUCCCACAUUGAAUGCAAAUACCAAUCCGAAUGAAAACUCCAAUGUUAAUGCGAAUGCGAAUGCGCCUAACGAUACCCUACUAGUACUAGUUGCUGCCCCCUCCAAUAUUGCACCCGCACCACCAACAUCAUCAACACCACCACCACCACUACCACCACCACCAACAACAACAACACAACCGCCACAACCAUUAGCAGCAGCAAUAUCGACAGUAUCGACAUCAGCGGCUGCCAACAAUUCGAACUCAAAUCCGCACUCGAAUCCAAUUCGCAGCCUUUCCAAUACGCACUCGAAUUUACAACAAAAUCAAAACAUUUCCUCCAGUUUAGAGAUAAUCCUUUCGCCAAUUAUACAAAGUAGUCGCCGUAUUUUCGAAAACAACAAUUCCGGAGAAUUAAACUCAAUUCCCUGA